AGGGCAGGCAAUUCAUUUGAGUUGGUGGUGUAACAAUAGCUGCAAAAGUUCGUUUUAAUUAUUAUUGAUUUGUAACUUGUAAGAAACUUGUGAUAGUGUAUUAAGUACUGUUAGAAAAAUUUAUUUGCUUACUUUAGUCGAGCAAUUCAGCUUCGUUUACGACUGUAUGCGUGAUUAAUGUAACAUAAAGUAAUACUUCAUUGAUAGUAACACUAAACCUAACGUUAUAGCUCAUAAGCCUAAUUCACUAAAUAUAAAAAUUCUGGCCCAACCCAGAAUUAAAAGGAAACAGGAGAUGAAACAGUGCAACAAAACUGGCUUUACGUACGCCUAGUUUAUGAAACACCGUUAGUAUUAACGCUAGUAACUGAAGAUUAAAAAUCGAGCGUACUAUUUUAAUUUUAUAACGUAACAGUAACUUGUUAUACAGCUUACAAGUUUAAAUACUAUGCUGAUUUCAGUGAAGAUUUUACAAGGAAAGGAAUGUUCCAUAGAGGGCUAUGAGAUAUUGGGAACCAUCCAAGUUCAAAGGAGCUACAUAUCUGGAAAGCUUGAAGAAUAUUGGGUUUAAAUUGAACUUGAAUGUGGCUGCUAGUACUUCAAUAAAUGAUGUGAAACAGUUGGUGGCACAGCAGCUUGACAUUCCUGUCGAUCAACAGCGACUAGUGUUCAAAGGAAAGACUCUUUCAGAUGGAUCCAGUCUUUGUGACUACAACAUUGUGGAGGGAAAUAAAUUACACCUAUUUGUUAGAAAAGAAGAGAAAGAUGCCAGUAGCAUGAGCCAGUCAACUGUAUUGUGGGAUGAACUGGAAAAUUUUCUUCUCAAACAUUUUACCCCAAAUGAUGCAAAAAAAGUACUAAUGGAGUUUAAGAAGGACUUUACUUCCUCUGUAACCAGCCUCAGCUUAGAUGACAUUGAAAGAAUAGCCAUCACAAAUUUGGAUGUAAAUGCUGUUUUCAGUGAUGAACAUUGUCCACCAUGGUAUCAAGAACUUAGCACAGUUGGAGAGUAAAUGAUGGCAAGCUAGAAGCCAUGCACUUUAAGCUGCAACAAAAACUCUUCAUUCCAUCAUCCGUUUUCACACUAGGUUUAAUUGAAGUGAAGGUUUGUUUGAAAAAAAAAAAAGUAGGUCUAAACUUAUCAGUUCUGGUUUUUCUGUUAGGAAUAUAUAUAUUAUUUUUGUCAUGAAAAUGUUCUGUAACAAAUAUCAAACUAAGUUUAGUUGUUAACUGCAGUGUUGUUUUAUGUCUGUACAAAUUGGUCACAGUCGUCCUAUUCAAAAGUGCAAGGUGAAAAAACAAUUAUGCACCCUAUUUUCUCUUGAUGUUCUCAUGAAUCAUUAUGUCCGUCAAAUGGCUUCAUUAGUUGAAUGUAUAUUCUAAAUGAAUUUAAUAAUACUUGUAGAAAAAAAAAGGGAAAUAAAAUUAUGAUCUUAAAUACUUCUUAAAA
Molecule: messenger RNA, 1450 nt
Organism: Limulus polyphemus (Atlantic horseshoe crab)
Lineage: Eukaryota; Metazoa; Arthropoda; Merostomata; Xiphosura; Limulidae
Product: ubiquitin-like protein 4A-B
Exons: 5
Coding region: 501-1013 (170 amino acids)
Biological process (GO): post-translational protein targeting to endoplasmic reticulum membrane
Molecular function (GO): protein binding
Source: RefSeq, a predicted model, not a curated record